ACCAAAAAAUCAUCAUGCAGCAUCUGGCCAGCCGGUCGAACCCGUUAAUUGAGCAACCUCUCCGUGUACUGCCGUUUCUAUAAGAGGAAUCUAUUCAGGAGGUGUCAGUCGGUGUGUUAUCAGUAUGAGAGCUGUGUGGUUAAAGCGGCCGAUCUUCAUUUUGGGGGGGAUUGGGCUCCUCUUGUACAUAGGCAUGUUUGUAAAGAGUGGGUAUGAUGAGCGCACGGCGGGGGCUGACACCGGGGACACGCCGCGGAUGGUCAGGAGCUUCUCUGACCUGGAGGAAAGCAUCAGCAAUCUCCACAAAGUGCUCAGAGCUUUUGAGCAAAAGCAGGACGCCAUGCAGAAACUGCUCGAAGAAGACAGAGGCAGACAGAAAAAAGCCGCAGAGGUCGAACAGGAAUCAGUCAAAAAGCAGCCAGAGCCGAAAGAGCAACCUGAAGCAAAGAUCCAGGAACCAAAGGAGGCCCCCAAAGAGAAAAAGACCAACAAAGUGUUCCCUGACUCUGCUCUGUUCAAGGACUGGGGAGAGAAUCUUUCUGAGGAGGACCAAAGAGAGGCAGAGGGGUUGUUUCAAAAGUAUGGAUACAACGUUUUUCUCAGCGAUCGUCUCCCUCUGGAUCGAGUUCUUCUAGAUACAAGAGAUUCAAGGUGUGCAAACAAGACUUACCCAAAGGACCUGCCAAAUGUCGGAGUGGUACUGAUCUACCUGAACGAGGCCCUGUCUAUCCUCAAAAGAGCCCUGCGCAGCAUCAUUGACCGCACCCCCAAAAACCUGCUGAAGGAGAUAAUAAUGGUGGACGACAAUAGCUCUAAUGAGGACCUGAAGGAGGACCUUGACAAUUACGUGAAGUCACUUGAGAAGCAGAACCCGGGUCUCCGUAUUGUAAGAGUGAAGCACACUGAGCAGAAAGGCCUCGCUCACGCCAGGGCUUCUGGGUGGAGGGCUGCCACUGCGGACGUGGUGGCCAUCCUGGAUGCACACAUUGAAGUCCAUGAGAUGUGGGUUGAACCCUUGCUGACACAGAUCAAAGGUGACCGAACAGUGGUGGUGUCCCCUGUGUUUGACAGAGUCAACUUUGACGACCUCAAGGUUAUUCAGUACCUUCCAGCGGCACAUGCUUUCGACUGGGCUUUAUGGUGCAUGUAUGAAAGCUUUACGCCUGAGUAUUACAAACUCAAUGACGGCUCAUUGCCUGGAAAGAGUCCAUCCGUUAUGGGGAUCUUCGUCGCCGACAGGGCGUUUCUUGGAGAAAUUGGAGUCCUUGACGAAGGAAUGAAAGUGUAUGGCGGAGAAAAUGUUGAGCUGGGAAUUCGUGUGUGGACAUGUGGAGGCAGUGUCGAAGUAGUUCCAUGCUCCAAGGUCGCCCACAUCGAGAGGUACCACAAGCCCUACCUGCCUGACCUCAGCCCUGCCAUGAAGAGAAACGCCCUGAGGGUAGCAGAAGUCUGGAUGGAUGAAUACAAACACAACAUCAACUUAGCUUGGAACAUACCAUUUGAGAACCACGGCAUUGACAUCGGGGAUAUCACUGAGAGGAAAAAACUCAGAGAGAGGCUGAACUGUAAACCUUUCAAAUGGUACCUGGAUAACGUGUAUCCCAAGCUGGAUUCGUGGGACAACCUACUUGGCUUUGGAGGAAUGAAGAAUCUUGAUGCUGACAUGUGCAUAGACCAAGGCCCGGUCCCAGGUCACACACCCAUCGCCUACGGCUGCUAUUACUAUGGACCUCAAUAUACUUAUUAUCGUGAAAAUGGCGAGCUCUACAUCGGCGGCAUCAAGUCCCACAAGUACAAUGACAACCGGUGUCUAACUGACAUUGGACAAAAAGAAACGGUGCCUGGGCUAUACAACUGCAAAGAAGCCAUGCAGAAGGGAAUGGGGAUUUACUGGGACUUCACUCAGGGCAAAGAACUGAAGAACAGACAGACAAAAAGAUGUCUGGAGAUUAUAAAAGGCACACUUCUAAUACAGGAAUGCUCAGGCCAAAGAUGGGAAAUUCAAAACAUAAUCAAAGCCUUUUAAAGUGUGUGCAUGGCCAACAAGAAAUGCACUUCUCAGCUCAUAGGUCAGUAGAUAAUAACACCUGAAUGUGUGAAAUGUGAAAGAAAGGCAAUGACAUUUUACUGCCUCUCUGACUUCUGUAAUUAUUUAAAUAUAUCUGGCAUGUAAAAAGUUGUUUAUAAAUCUUGUGAAAUGUAUUGACUCUUCCCUAAAAAAAACAGAAUUUUGAUAACAACAUCUUAUGAAUG
Molecule: messenger RNA, 2253 nt
Organism: Morone saxatilis (striped sea-bass)
Lineage: Eukaryota; Metazoa; Chordata; Actinopteri; Moronidae
Product: probable polypeptide N-acetylgalactosaminyltransferase 8
Exons: 11
Coding region: 125-2026 (633 amino acids)
Cellular component (GO): Golgi apparatus
Source: RefSeq, a predicted model, not a curated record